AUGCUUCUCCGUCAAGCAAACGCCAUUCCGUCUACCAAAUCCAUACAUUCGCCUUCCGCGUGGACACUGCGACGCCUCCUCGAGAACUCGAGCACGACUACCAUUGUGAUCUUGUGUGUCGUGGGCGGAAUCCUCUUGAUCGGCACGGCGUUGUACCUGUUUUUAUUGGGGCGAAGCAAUCGUUGGCGAUGGGGUCAUGGACCUGAGUCUGCGGUUGAAGCAUUGCCUGACAACGUGAUGCGAAAGAAAGGUCCACCAACCACCGUAAAACUACAUGGCGGAAGGUCUUCGAUAUUUGACGCACGUCGCAGCAGUCACAUUAUCCUGGCAUCGACCGUCAUGCACGAAGAAGAGUCUCAUUCCAUCGCCGUACAACAGCAUGCCAUUCCAAGCAGGCCCACAUUACCUCCAACGGUCAAUGAAGACGACGACGACGACGAUAUCUAUCUCGGGCAGGAGAAGCGAUACCAGCUCGUUUAG
Molecule: messenger RNA, 480 nt
Organism: Aphanomyces astaci
Lineage: Eukaryota; Oomycota; Saprolegniomycetes; Saprolegniales; Verrucalvaceae
Exons: 2
Coding region: 1-480 (159 amino acids)
Source: RefSeq, a predicted model, not a curated record